AAAAAAAAGAAGGUUUUGAGAAUUCAUUCUCUUAUUACAAGGGCGAUCUGGUAGAGAGAGUUGUAACUAGUAGCACAUUUGUGUGAAAGUUCUUCUCUACCUUUAACCCUUGUGGCUUUUACUCAGUCCUUGUUGUCCUCAAUAUUACAAGCCCUAAUUUGACAAGCGAAGUAAUCCAGGACCCGGCUUUACAAGUCUUUCCUGAAAGAAGUGAAAAAUGAACGACCCGAACUUGGUUUCAACACCGACCCAACCACAGUCCAACCCGGAAUACGCGUCCCUGGAGAAGAUGGAUGUUUUGUACCCAUCUGCUGAAUGUGCUGGUGAGAAGUUGGAAGUGUCCAAUAAUGAUGUCGUUAACUCCUCCUCCAAGACCCAAGCAAACAAAGGGUCCAACUGCACACUUUACAGAAUCAAGAACCUGACCCAAUUCCGGAUCCGCUUUCACGACGCCUAUGAUGGGAAGGACUAUAUCAUUCAACGCGGAACCGACGGAUGCCCUGAGGUCUGGCUUCCCCUUGCAACGGAGACACAUUCCUCUUUGCAUCUCUUAUUCCAGGACGGUUCAUCACGCCAGUUCUUGACUAUUUACGGCGAAAGUGACGAUGAUCAACACAUAACCAUUGCCGACCACACGAGAUCCGCCACUUUCCCCACUCAUACUAGCAUUCCUUUCGUCUCGAGCAAAGGUUGCCUUACCAUCUUCUCAACUGCACAUCCAAACUACCGCAUCGACUGUUUCCGCCACAACCCGGUGAUCCCUGACGAUCUGGUUAACAUUUUCUACACUACCUGCCCUGAUAGUUGA
Messenger RNA from Oldenlandia corymbosa var. corymbosa, 808 nucleotides. Lineage: Eukaryota; Viridiplantae; Streptophyta; Magnoliopsida; Gentianales; Rubiaceae. The record is from the annotation of a GenBank genome assembly.